AUGGAGAUUGAAGGCCUGUUACGCUUUGCUCGCGACCACAUUCUACUCCUUGCUGGCGGCUGCAUCAUACUUAUCGUUAUGAUGCUAUUCAGUACCAGGGCGGAUUUUGAACAGUUAUUUGACCGUAUACACAUGUAUGGAACUUCUAACAAGAUUCGGCUGAAAAAGCUAGCUGUCCAGCCUAAGGAUGAACGUGAGAAAUCUUGUCAAUGGCUCAUUGAACGGCUCUAUUUGGUCCAGAGACUCCAUAAAUGGAGGCAACGACAAAUAUUCCUUAGAGAAACAAUAAUCGAAUUCGCUAUGCAAGGGAAACUAGACAAAAUACAUGAUCUGGAUAACUGGGGGCCUAGAAACUGGCAACACAAGUUGUUGAAUGAGGCAGGUAAGGCCUGGGCUCUCACGAACGAAUGGCAUGACCUUCAUCAACGCAAGCCUGAGGGCCCCGGGAUAAGGCUACGUGACGCUCGUAUCUCCCAGAUUCAUAAAACCCUACGAAAUAACCCGACCAAACACCUUUCUCAGCGAUAUCUAGUGGAGGCAUGCGAGGCACGAGGUGGUUGCUGUGCGAGGGCAUGCCAGUGCUGUAUGAAACCACGUGGGCAAUACCCAGAUAAAAGACUAUACUACGCCCAUUGCACGCUAUUCUGCGGAUGUUGUGUUCGCAGCCGAGGAUUCGUACGACAUAAGGAACAGGGCAAAGAUAUUGAAGGGCUCACCGAUGUUUCAACUACGCCUUUCUCUAUUGAAGGCUCUGGAUGGUUCAAAGUAUUGUAG
Messenger RNA from Nannizzia gypsea CBS 118893, 774 nucleotides. RefSeq lists its product as hypothetical. The transcript has a single exon. NCBI's taxonomy places the organism in Eukaryota, Fungi, Ascomycota, Eurotiomycetes, Onygenales, Arthrodermataceae. The record is from RefSeq and is a predicted model, not a curated record. Bases 1 to 774 code for a protein of 257 amino acids.